Molecule: messenger RNA, 1876 nt
Organism: Carassius auratus (goldfish)
Lineage: Eukaryota; Metazoa; Chordata; Actinopteri; Cypriniformes; Cyprinidae
Product: dysbindin-A-like
Exons: 10
Coding region: 354-1457 (367 amino acids)
Biological process (GO): regulation of synaptic vesicle exocytosis; negative regulation of protein kinase activity; anterograde synaptic vesicle transport
Cellular component (GO): cytoplasm; BLOC-1 complex; synaptic vesicle membrane
Source: RefSeq, a predicted model, not a curated record
UCAGUGUGGGGGCGUGUUUAACUUGUACAGGAAAGACUCACGUUAACACCUAACAGCUAUCGACAGACAACGAGGAAUAACGACUUUAACUUCAGACAAACUGGGUGUAAUAAAUAUAGCGACCCAAAUCCAUUUUUUAUGAUUGAGAAAGUAAAAACAGUGGCUGCAUGAGUAAGCCAACAAGUCCUGCAGACAUUGUCCGACGGAGCAAAGCCCACAACGGGACAUUAGGACAUUAGGACAUUGUCACCUGACAAAGAAUGACUGAAGCCCUCGUGAAAGACUGUAAGCAAACACAGGUCUAAUCUAAAUGUCAUCAAGCCUAGGUAUCAGGAUUAAAGCAGCUCAAGGACAUGUUUGAGAAUUUCAGAGAGAGACUGCAAACGGUGCAGCAGGACUUUACAUCAGGAAUCAAGACCCUAAGUGACAAAUCCAAGGAGACGAAAAUAAAGAAGAAACAAAGAAGAGAUGAACACUUUCCGCAAUAUUCUGCUGGAGUCGAGUUGCUCAGUCGAUAUGAAGACACUUGGGUGGCUCUUCAUAAACGGGCUAAAGAGUGUGCUAAUGCCGGGGAAACGGUGGACGGGGAGGUUGUGAUGCUGUGUGCGCACUGGGAGAAGAGACGGGCCUCAGUGCUGGAGAUGCAGGAACAGCUGCAGCAGAUCCCUGCUUUCCUCUCGGACCUGGAGACUAUCACCUCACGGAUCGCUCAUCUGGAGGCUGACUUUGAGGAGAUGGACAGUCGUCUGCUGUAUCUGGAGGAUUUGUGUGCUCAGUGUGAGCAUCAGCGCUUCAAGCACAUUCAGAUCCUGCAGCUGGAAAACCAUAAGAAGAAGAAAAGGAAAGAGCUUGAGUCUUUCAAAGCGGAGCUCGAUGCAGAACAUGCUCAGAAGGUGCUGGAGAUGGAGCAUGCGCAGCAAGUCAAGCUAAAGGAGCGGCAGAAGUACUUUGAAGAGGCAUUUCAGCAAGACAUGGAGCAGUACCUCUCCUCAGGAUACCUCCAGAUCACCGACAGGAGAGAUCCAUUAGGCAGUAUGUCCUCAAUGGAAGUGAAUGUUGACCUCCUGGAACAGAUGGAUCUGACGGAUGUGUCCGAUCAUGAGGCUCUUGAUGUCUUCCUCAGCUCUGUAGGGGAAGAGAGCAGCACUCGGUCUCCUGACACAGCUGGUGGUCCGGCUCUGGAACCUGGUUCAUCCCCGUCAGACAUCAGCCUGAAGGUGCCCUCACAGACAGAUCUACGGCACACCGUCUCCUCCAUCUCCUCCUCCUGCACCGACACCAUUAGCGGUGUGACCGAGGGUCCGGAUGAAGAGGAUGCCAGCGAGGAAAGCUGCAGCGGAGACUCUCCACUGGUUCAGUCAGAUGAGGAGGAGGUACACGCUGACACAGCCCUCAUGGGCCUCCCAGAAACAGAGCCGCUCAAAAGCUCAGACGACAGCGACACACAGGCCCCCUAGUGGCCACGGAUGGCAAACGCACUCUUUAAGUUGGUUUCUGGAAAUGAGAACCUGGAGGAGUGCUGAAGACUAGCCAGGUGUUUCUUCAUGCGACACUUUGAGAUGAGGAUUUUGGAGCCUUAUAGAACAAUGUUUGUGUUCAGCCUAGAGAACUGCUCAUUCAGACGGUUAGCACUGUGAUUUUUGUUUUCUUCUUUCCCAAUAUAAAAAAAAAAAUCCACUCAGUGUAUGAUACAGUUCUCCAUAUUACCUAUUGCAUCAGAAUUAUAUAAUAAUAAUAAUAAACAUUUUACAUCAGUUAUAUUAGCAGGAACACUGUAUGUUGCAUGAAUUUGUAAUGCAGAGCUCGUUUUUGUAUAUGACAUUAUUGAGCCAAUUGAAAUAAAACUAAUAUACCUUGAAAUAAGACGGGCAAAUAA